AUGUUUCUAAAAAUUGUGAAGCGAUUAGCGAUAUAUGUUUAUUUACUUGUUGAAUAGGUUAAUUAAAUUACCUUAUUAAUACUUCCAUGAUGCCUGUGCUGGUGGAACGCGAAAAAAUCAACCCCGUUAUGCAGAAAGCGCUGCAAUUUCACAUUCUACGGGAAAGAGAAAAACGAAAACAAGAGGCAGCAGAAGCUGAAAAAGACUUUGAAAGAAAAGCAAAAGAGGAAGAAGAAAAAAGAAAGAAAAUUGAAGAAGAAAACUCAACUUUGGAAGAAAUAAAAGAACAGCUUGUUAAGCUUCGUGAAAAGCAGGAAAGUUUGAGGCAAGAGAAGCAUCAGUUGUUCUGGCAAUUCAAGCGUGUUCUGCAUGAGGAAGGAAAAAGGAAGGAACGUCUUCGUGAACAAAGCGAAAUGAAUUCCUUUGCAAGUGGUCACUAUCCCGCACAUGCAAUGACAAUGGGACCUCACCAUCUAUUACCACAAGCUCGUUACCCUACUCAUCCACAUCAAAGUCCAUAUACCGUUCCCCAAAACGUACAAUCAAUAUCAGGUUCCCAAGUCAUACAACAAGGUUUAAAACGUCCUCACAGCCCAACACCCCCCUCAAGUGGUAUGUACCAACGUCAAGCACAAAUCCACCCGACUGCCCAAAGCAAAUAUGAAUUUGCAGGUCAUUCUAGUCAUUCUUAUAUAUCCCCUGCAAGAAGUGGCUCUCACUACUCCAGCACUUCAACCCCACCUGGAAGGUUACACAAUCCUUACCAAACUCCUGAUCGACCUGUAGCUCAUCAAACAGGAAAAGACACACCAACCUAUUUAGAAGAAACUCGUCCUAGAAUCAGGAUGUUGCCUCAAAACUUCCUCUCACAUCAAUUACAAACAUCUCCUUUCACAUCAAGUAGUCACCUUAUCCGGUCAAAUUCACCAGGUCGAUAUCCUAAAGCCGAAACAGAACUGCAGCAGCUGUCAUACUCUCCAAGCACAACACCCAACCAUCUAAAAUAUCCACCACCUUCACACUCAAAUCCUAGGAGAAUGUUCCAGAAACCACCUUAGCAUAAACUUGAUCUGGCUGCUAUGAAAGACCUGACAAAUAAAUUUAUUUCACCGAGAAUACAAUAAAGCGUUGGUUUGUUUUAUUUCAUGUUCUUUUACUAAAUCCGAGCGCCGACACCACAAAU
Molecule: messenger RNA, 1183 nt
Organism: Ciona intestinalis (vase tunicate)
Lineage: Eukaryota; Metazoa; Chordata; Ascidiacea; Phlebobranchia; Cionidae
Biological process (GO): regulation of transcription by RNA polymerase II
Cellular component (GO): transcription regulator complex
Molecular function (GO): transcription coregulator activity
Source: RefSeq, a predicted model, not a curated record